AAAAAAAAAAUCCUUAGUCAAAGGCAGCUUCCAACCCAAGCUCGUCGGUGUGUUUGUCAAACCUUAUUUAUUCUGUUCAAACAUUGGUGAGGAGGCCCACCAUUGGGUUUUAUAGUGGGGUCUCUUUGAAUCAAUUAAAAAAUAACCCUUCUUUAAAAGAUGUUUGUUUAAAGAUACCAAAUUUGUUUCCAAGUUUUGGCAAAGUAGUGAGGUUUCAUUUUUCUUUGCUUUUGAUUACCUUAAAUAACAAAUAAAGUCAUUGCCUUUCCUUUCCACAUAAGUUCUUUGAGGCUCUCUUAUCUCAUAUACCAAAUUCAAGUUUGACACGUAAAACAUUUCCUUAAUUUUAAAAUGUUACUUUACUUUAUAAUUACUUGCAUCUCUUUUUUCUUCUUUUUAAACUUAAACUCUCUUUCUUUUCUAAAAUCAUUCCCAUCAUGGACAAGUGAAAAUGAGAUGAAGCACCAAGUGUUGUCUUUGAAAACAUUCUCCAAGUUGUUUAAGAAUCACUUUUGGAUUGGUUUACUUUGUGAAAUUCAUACAAGGAUGUCUAUGGUGAGGAAGAGUCUUAGUUCAAGAGUUGAGAAUGUUGAAGAGAUUGAGGACAAGUUAUCAUUGUUGGACUUGCCAGAGCUUAUCUUGGAAUGCAUACUUGAAAAAUUACCUCCUUCUUCCCUUUGCCAAAUGGCUGGUAUUUGCCAUUCAUUGAGGGAGAGAUGUGUGAGUGAUUACUUUUGGGAGAGACACAUGAAGAAGAAAUGGGGUGGAGUUAUUGGUCAAGCUGCUUAUAGGGAAUGGAAAUGGCAUGUUGCUUCAAAUAUGGGUGUUGGGAGUCUUAAACAUGGCAAACAAAGUGGGUUAUGGAUGAAAAUUUUCUCUCUUCUUUGGCCUUUUCAAGGGAUGAAAUUAAAGGUUGGUGAUGGAAAUGAUAGCUGCAAUCAUAGGAGUUCAUUGCCUGUUGAAGCUGUUAUGAACUGGUAUCUUGCAAUUGAAACUGGCCGCUUCUGGUUUCCUGCUCAAGUCUAUAACCGCGAGAAUGGUCAUCUUGGUUUCCUGUUAUCUUGCUAUGAUGCUGAACUUAGCUAUGAUUCGCGAACCAAUACCUUUCUAGCAAGGUAUCCUUCACAUGGAAGAAGAGAAGCUAGAGAGUGUGGAAUUCCAUGGGAAAGGAUAAGAGCACCUCCUGUUGAUAUCUCUCCACAUGAUCUUCAUAUCUCUAAUUGUUUAAAUGAUUUGCAUCCUGGUAAUCACAUAGAGAUUCAAUGGAGGAGAAAAAAAGAAUUUCCUUAUGGUUGGUGGUAUGGUGUUGUGGGUCACUUGGAGUCAUGUAAUAACAAUGAAAAUCAUUGCCGCUGUCAUAACAGUGACUCGGUGAUGAUAGAGUUCAAUCAUUACACUCCUGGCUCAAGAUGGAGACAGACUAGUAUCAAUAGGAAAGACCAUAGGGAAGAAGGAAAUGAGGCUGAUGGAUUUUAUGGGGGAAUAAGAAAGAUUGAGAGUUUGAAUGAAAUUUCCAUUUGGAAACGCAUGUGGCCAUCUAAAGUUUUGGAUUAGUCUCUAAUCUAAUUCACCACCUACCAUGACGACUUUGUUUUUUACAAGAAUAUAUACAACUUGAAGGGAAUGGUCAUAUAUUUAAGCCAAUUUAUUUUCAUGAGUUUAGUUCAGUUGGUAGGGACAAUGCAUAAUAUAUGUAAAGUUCGGCAACCAUAAAAGAAAAAUAUAUGUAGGCCAAUUUGAUAUUCUUUUCCACACUGUGGUUAUCACCCAUUUUUCAAGACAAAGUUUAUGUGUACAUUUUUGUUCUCCAUAAAUGUAAAUUGCUUAUCAUUUACACAUAAAGGAUGUACAGUAUCUAUUUGUUGAA
Medicago truncatula (barrel medic) is the source of this 1867-nucleotide messenger RNA. Its product is annotated as F-box protein At2g26850. The transcript has 5 exons. The record is from RefSeq and is a predicted model, not a curated record. The coding region runs from base 352 to 1554 and encodes 400 amino acids. Gene Ontology annotation, molecular function: protein binding. Lineage: Eukaryota; Viridiplantae; Streptophyta; Magnoliopsida; Fabales; Fabaceae.